This is a messenger RNA of Sitophilus oryzae (rice weevil), 1510 nucleotides long. RefSeq names its product protein hunchback-like (gene hb). Bases 1 to 1410 code for a protein of 469 amino acids. The record is from RefSeq and is a predicted model, not a curated record. Gene Ontology annotation, biological process: regulation of transcription by RNA polymerase II. The transcript is spliced from 2 exons. Lineage: Eukaryota; Metazoa; Arthropoda; Insecta; Coleoptera; Curculionidae. Gene Ontology annotation, molecular function: RNA polymerase II cis-regulatory region sequence-specific DNA binding; DNA-binding transcription factor activity.
AUGGUUGGUGAUACAGAAAUGUCAUCAGAUCAGGUGCCAGACAAGAAGCCCACAGCCAGGCGUCCGCGGAAGCAGAGCAACCCUAGGCCCACUUUAUCGCCAGAUACACCAUGGGAUUAUCCCAAUACUAUUGUGAAACAAGAACCGAUGGAGGAUACCAGAACUGAUUCCGGGGUAUCUGAAAACGACUACCCAUCAGCAUCACCCGAAAGCGACAGAAGCUCGCAAGUUCACGCAUAUCACAAUAAUAAUCUAUCCAUGCCAUCAACUUCCGCAGCCAAUGAAUCAUCAAUGAACAACAUGGAUCUGUCGAGUCAACACCUCGAAAAUUCUAGUAAUAAUGACCAAGCAGACAUUAACCAAAUCAAAUUCAAUUCAAAUGGAAAAGGCAAAGAGCACAAGUGCAAACACUGUCCAUAUGUUGCUAUUACCAAAGAGGACUAUUGGGAACAUUUAAGAAUCCACAUUGAAAAAGAAAAAUUGUUAACGUGUAAGACGUGCCCAUUUGUGACUAAAUAUAAACACCAUAUGGAUUAUCACAUUAACAAUCACAAGGGAAUCAAGCCUCACCAUUGUGAUUCUUGCAACUAUAGCAGUUUAACACUAUCUAUGUUACAAUCGCACAAGAAAACACACUGGGAAAUUUACCCGUACCGAUGUGCAGAUUGUCCUUACGGAACAAAACAUCUCCAUACAUUCAAGAUGCAUUUACGAAAAAAAGGGCAUCAGCCUGGGGUGGUACUCAACCCUGACGGUACGCCUAAUCCAGAACCAGUCAUCGACGUCUACGGAACCAGACGCGGUCCUAGAUCGAAGAGACCCUCACUCCCAUCCACAAUUUCGGUUUUACCAAAAUCACCGUCGCCCAAAUCACAGCAUCCGUAUGCAUCAUCUUUACCAUGCAAUCCAGUUCCUAGAAUGGUACCUUUUCCUUUGCCACUGCUGCCCGCUUUCCCACUCGCCUUACCCAAUCCAGAACUGCUCCAAAAUAUUCAGUUUAUUAGAGAAAAUUUCGAACAAUGGGUUAUACAAAAUGAUAAGAAAUCUGAAAUCGAAGAGGGUGUUCUGGAUUUGAGUAAACCACCCAGCAGGUGUUCAGAAUUUGACAGUGAAGAAGAGGAACCAAUGAGUACCGCGUUUGCUAACGUCGAAGUUGUCGAUGAUGUCCAUGACUCUAAUAUUACAGAAACGUAUAAUAAGGAUCAGAACGAGAACAACGAUCGAUGCGCUGAAAAUAGACAAUAUGGAUUCCAUUGUCAUUACUGUAAGAUUGGAUUUAGCGAGGAGGUAUUGUUUAGAAUUCACAUCGGUUUUCACGGUGUCAACAACCCAUUCGCAUGUAGUAUAUGCGGGGAAGAAUGUGAAAAUAGCGUUUAUUUCUUCCUGCACAUUGCUAAAUAUUCACACUAAAUCAAGUUAAGCCGGUAGACUGUCGAAUUUAUUUAUUUUACAUAGUUUAAAAAUUAGGCGGUGAAUACGUUCGGUCUGAAUUCGUUACAUAAUAAAAUUA